Molecule: messenger RNA, 475 nt
Organism: Mytilus trossulus (common blue mussel)
Lineage: Eukaryota; Metazoa; Mollusca; Bivalvia; Mytilida; Mytilidae
Exons: 4
Coding region: 89-475 (128 amino acids)
Source: RefSeq, a predicted model, not a curated record
ACUCACCUUACCUGGACGUUCCCUAAUUUUCCAAGCCCGCCAGUUUCAAAAAAGAAUUAUCACACCUCCACAAUCACAAGCUGUGCUUAUGGAGAAUUUUGAGACAGAAAUAACAGAAAACCAUUUGAUAGGUAUACAGCUUAUAAAUGGUGGUAGGACUGAAACUCAGACCUGUCUUGGUGUUGUCAUGGUAGCCAAGAAUGAAGAUUUAUCCCUGCACAGCUUAAGAGAUCUAAUGUGUAGUCAAGUUACAGCUUUACCAGAGACUUUCAUAUUCUGUACAAAGCAGGGUUGGAAUAUAAACUGGAACUUAGAAAACUCAGUUUUUGUAAAACAAAUUGUAUCAGAAGAGUGCUCAUUAUUUAUACAGAGAUAUUUUGAGAUGCCAUGUAUUGGAAUAAGACAAAGGUCUGGAGAAAAUCUUGGUAUGGUGUUUGUUGAUCUUCAUUGUGUUUUAUAUAUGAUAGUUUAUUGA